GUCUCGGAUCCUUUCCUUUUGGGGUGCAAGUUGGAGUGAAUUUACGCAAAUGCCUCUCCAGUGAACUCUUUUAGGUUUCAUUUUGAGCUACUGUUCAAAGAUCGCCUACUGAUAGCAAUGACCUGAAUUAGUAAAUAGAGAGGCGGAGCAAUGGCUUUAGGUUGUUUAGUUAGGCUUCUUGUUGCACUCCAUAGCUUUAGAGUUUUUGUUCCCUAAAAUUUAUUUAUGCUGGGUAUGUUGGUAUGCCCAUGAACGAGGGUUAGGGUUGCAUAAAUAUCUCUAUAGUCAGAAAUAAUCCCCGUCAAAAAGAAAUAAACAAGAAAAGAAAGAGAUAAAGGAAAGGUGGAUAUGAAGCUUUCAGCAUCGGGGUUGAGUCAGCUGGAUCAUGAAGGAGGAACAGGGGAGAAGAAAUACUUAAAUUCGGAGCUGUGGCAUGCAUGCGCUGGACCGCUGGUGUCCCUACCGACGCCGGGGACCCGUGUCGUCUACUUUCCUCAGGGUCAUAGCGAGCAGGUUGCUGCUACUACUAACAAAGAAGUUGAUGGGCACAUUCCCAAUUACCCGAGCUUGUCACCCCAGUUGAUUUGUCAACUCCAUAAUGUCACAAUGCAUGCUGAUGUGGAAACGGAUGAAGUAUAUGCGCAAAUGACAUUACAGCCUUUGACGCUGGAAGAACAAAAAGAUACGUUCCUCCCUAUGGAAUUGGGGAUUCCAAGCAAGCAGCCUGCCAAUUACUUUUGCAAGACAUUGACAGCGAGUGACACAAGUACCCGGGGGUUCUCCGUUCCUCGUCGUGCUGCUGAGAAAGUUUUCCCUCCACUGGAUUUCUCACAACAGCCACCAGCUCAGGAGCUUAUCGCAAGGGAUCUCCAUGAUGUUGAGUGGAAGUUUAGGCAUAUUUUUCGAGGACAGCCGAAACGUCAUCUUCUUACUACAGGCUGGAGUGUGUUUGUCAGUGCCAAAAGACUUGUUGCAGGGGAUUCUGUUCUCUUCAUCUGGAAUGAAAAAAAUCAGCUACUUUUGGGAAUUCGCCGUGCCACUCGACCGCAAACUGUGAUGCCAUCAUCUGUUUUAUCAAGUGAUAGCAUGCACAUCGGACUCCUAGCUGCUGCUGCUCAUGCUGCUGCAACCCAUAGCUGUUUUACUAUUUUCUAUAACCCGAGGGCCAGUCCGUCUGAGUUUGUUGUACCCCUUUCAAAGUAUGUUAAAACUGUAUUUCACACACGUGUAUCAGUUGGGAUGCGUUUCCGGAUGCUUUUUGAGACUGAAGAGUCAAGUGUCAGAAGGUACAUGGGUACGAUAACUGGAAUAAGUGAUCUGGAUUCUGUCCGUUGGCCAAAUUCUCAUUGGAGAUCUGUCAAGGUUGGUUGGGACGAGUCAACAGCUGGUGAGAGGCAGCCAAGGGUGUCUUUGUGGGAAAUUGAACCUUUGACAACUUUCCCCAUGUAUCCAUCAUUGUUUCCCCUGAGACUGAAACGCCCCUGGCAUCCUGGGGUCUCAUCUUUGCAUGAUAGCAGGGAUGAAGGAACUAACAAUGGGUUGAUGUGGUUAAGGGGGGGAACUGGAGAACAUGGAGUCAACUCCCUAAAUUUUCAGGGUGUUGGUUUGUUUCCCUGGAUGCAGCAGAGACUGGACCCAACUUUGUUUGGAAAUGAUCAUAAUCAGCAGUACCAAGCUAUGUUGGCUGCUGGAAUGCAGAACCUAGGAAGUGGAGAUCUCCUGAGACAACAAAUUAUGCAAUUUCAGCAGCCCUUCCAGUAUUUUCAACAGCGAGAGAGCCAUACUUCACUCUUGCAGCAGCAGCAGCAGCAACAACAACAACAGGAGGCAUUUACCCAAACCUUGCCUCGUAACAUCCUGCAGGCACAAACCCAAGUCUUAACAGAGAGCAUACCCCAGCACCUUAUACAGCAACCUCUUAACAACCAACAAGAAGAACAGGCACGACAGCAGCAACAUACCUUUCAGAAUACGGUUCAUAUCCGAAGUGAUCAGCUGCAUCAAAGACUGCAGUCAAAUGUGUCUUCUUCAUCUUUUGCGAAAGCAGACUUCAUGGAUCCAAGCACAAAGUUCUCAGCAUCUAUUACCCCUAGACAGAAUAUGGUCAGUUCAUUUUGUCCUGAAGGGAGUAGCAAUUUUUUGAACUUCUCCAGAGUUGGUCAGUCUAUGCUAGCUGAACAGUUACCCCAACAAUCCUGGGUCUCUAAGUACACACAUUCACAGGCAAAUGCUUAUGCCAAUUUAAUGUCACACACACCAUAUCCUGGGAAAGAUGCUAAUGAAGAGCCAGAGAAUUGCAAUUCUGAUCCCCAGAAUCCUACUCUUUUUGGUGUUAAUAUCGAUUCAUCCGGGCUUCUACUCCCUACCACCUUGUCCACUUUUUCUACUUCAGUUGAUGCUGAUGUGACAUCUAUGCCAUUAGGGGAUUCCGGAUUUCAGAGUUCCCUGUAUGGUUCGGUGCAAGACUCUUCUGAGUUGUUGCGGAGUGCAGGGCAAGUUGACCCACCAACCCCAUCUCGGACAUUUGUCAAGGUUUAUAAAUCAGGGUCAGUUGGGCGCUCACUGGACAUCUCCCGGUUCAGCAGCUAUAAUGAGCUGCGAGAGGAGCUUGCUCAGAUGUUUGGAAUUGAGGGGAUGUUGGAAGACCCUCGUAGAUCAGGCUGGCAGCUUGUAUUUGUUGACAGGGAGAAUGAUGUGCUUCUCCUUGGAGACGACCCAUGGGAGGCGUUUGUCAAUAAUGUUUGGUAUAUCAAGAUACUUUCACCUGAGGAUGUCCAUAAAAUGGGAGAGCAAGCAGUUGAAUCCUUCAGCCCGCAUGUGGCUCAAAGGCUGAACAACGGUGGUGAAGUUCAAGACCUUGUCCCAGGGUUACCGUCUCCUGGCAUGCUUGAGUACUGAGGUGAAGAAAAGCAUUUGGACAGCUCCCUCACAUUGUUCCAAGUUUAAUCCAAAUAUUGGAUCUAUUAGUUUCGUGCCUGACACUCGUUAUUCUACUUAAAUUUGUCCCAAAAUUAUACUGUACGACUCUUCUUCUAAGACUAGUGUAAUGGGUCCGACUUCUGUUGAGGAAACAACAAAAAAAAAAAAAAAAAAAAAAAUGCGAGCUCACCACCUUCAUGAGAAUCCCGAGGACUGAAUUUCUAUCAAAUCUGAACUAAUGCCCUGAAACAAUGUUGGUGGUACCGUUAUUAUGAAAGUAGUAGUGGAUUCUCACGGUUUAGUGCA
This is a messenger RNA of Juglans microcarpa x Juglans regia, 3225 nucleotides long. Its product is annotated as auxin response factor 8-like. NCBI's taxonomy places the organism in Eukaryota, Viridiplantae, Streptophyta, Magnoliopsida, Fagales, Juglandaceae. Gene Ontology annotation, cellular component: nucleus. Gene Ontology annotation, molecular function: protein binding; DNA binding. The record is from RefSeq and is a predicted model, not a curated record. Gene Ontology annotation, biological process: response to hormone; regulation of DNA-templated transcription.